Didymodactylos carnosus is the source of this 600-nucleotide messenger RNA. The record is from the annotation of a GenBank genome assembly. NCBI's taxonomy places the organism in Eukaryota, Metazoa, Rotifera, Eurotatoria, Philodinida, Philodinidae.
AUGAUAAAUUUGAACGACGAGUUAUCAGCUAUUCUCAUCUUGGUGGCUGUGUCUUGCGGUGGACUCUCUCUUAUACUCGUAAUCGGUGUAAUUAUAUUUUUAAUUUAUUAUAAUCAUAAGAAAAAGUCAAAAAUAAAUCCAAAUGAAGUUCGAGACACAUCUUCUCUUGAUACAAUUAGUAUCAAAUCUGUUGCAGAAACACAGCUUACUAAAACGACAAAAUCCGAAAAACGUUCAGGACGACAAAUACUUUCAGAUCGUGGACGACCUAUCGAAACACGUUCAGAACGACAAAUACUUUCAGAUCGUGGACGACCUCUCGAUAGCCAAGCGUCAACAAACAUUAUUCCUUCGUACAAAAAACGAACGCAUGAACGCAGUAUAUUAACACCAUUUACAGAAAGACGAAGUGAAAAUGGCAGCGAUCAGGAAAUGGAUGAUGUAAUGCCAAUAAAAACUCGACAUAUAAUGAACCCAAUGACAGAUAUGACACACACCUACCCACGUCAAACGCCGUAUCCAGCCGAAGUUAUUCAGCGAGAAAGAAUAAUGCAUGCACAGCGUUAUCCAGCAGCUAAUAAUGGUUAUUUCAACAAUUGA